Messenger RNA from Rotaria sp. Silwood2, 366 nucleotides. The record is from the annotation of a GenBank genome assembly. Lineage: Eukaryota; Metazoa; Rotifera; Eurotatoria; Philodinida; Philodinidae.
AUGAUCAUUGAUGAUCGUAUGGCUAUAUGUGAUAGUGCAAAUAUAAAUGAUCGUUCAUUAGUUGAUAAUCGUCAUAGUAAAUUUAGUGUUACAAUAAAUGAUCUGAAAGAAGAAGAUGAUCGGUUUAAUGAAGAGCCAGUUCUUGCUAAAAAAAAAUUGAAAGGUAUUCAAGGAUUUGUUUUCGGAUAUCCAAUUCAUUUUCUUGAUAAAGAAAAUUAUUUACCUGGUAUGUCAACUCAUGAAGAUUCAGGUGAAUAUCGAGCUGAAAGAACAUGUGAAGAUGAUUCAAAUAAUGAGCAACAAAAUAAAAGAAAACGUGUUCAAUCUGUUGAAGAUAAUGAUGAAGAAGAACAUGAGUCAGAUUAA